AGAGCGUGACUUACUGUCAAAAGACGACUUCUUGUUUUGUGCCACUGGAACUAUCAUCGAGAUUGCAAUCUGCGUCUACCGCAGGUUUUCCAUUGCGGGCCUUCCUGUGGAGCCUACGGCACGGAAAGUUAAAAAGCUUUCUUGAGGAAUCAAAAAUAAUGCCGGUGGUUAAAGUAGAGAAAGACCCUCCGGCGGACACGUCCUCGGCGGUCCCUGACCCUCCAGAGGAGCAGCCCCGAGGUCGACGCAGGAAAAGACCCCUGCAGCGAGGCAAACCGCCCUACAGCUACAUCGCCCUUAUCUCCAUGGCCAUUGCUAACUCCGCAGACCGCAAGCUGACGCUGGGCGGCAUCUACAAGUUCAUCACGGAGCGCUUCCCCUUCUACCGGGACAAUUCCAAGAAGUGGCAGAAUUCCAUCCGUCACAAUUUAACGCUCAAUGACUGCUUCAUCAAGAUCCCCCGGGAGCCAGGGCGCCCGGGGAAGGGCAACUACUGGGCCUUGGACCCCAACGCCGAGGACAUGUUUGAGAGCGGCAGUUUUCUACGGCGGAGGAAGCGCUUCAAGCGAUGCGACCUGAGCACCUACGCCUCGUACGUUCAGGAGAAUCCGGUUUUCACGCCGGUCCAGAUCACGAGGUCGGGGGCAUACUCCAACGCGGUGUACCCUAACAUGACCGUCAGCCCAUCCUACGGGCAACAGCUACCCUCCGCCUACUACCCUUCGCAGUCCCCUCCCGGCUUUGGCCCGCCUCAGACUCGCAUGUUCAGUAUCAACAACCUAAUCGGAUCUCCGACCGGCAUGCUUGGCGCUCAGGGGCCGGACGGGAUGCAGCAGCCCGGCCGCAGCUUUACCCCCGAGGGGAUCUCCAACGGAUCCAGCCCCUGUAGUCUGGCACCGCCGAGUUUCCAGAGCCAGACAUGCGUGGGCGCCGCCCCGCCCCGCUCCACCCCCUCCGUACACCCGGGGUUCACCUAUCCCGUACCGAGCCACCAACACCACCACCAUCACACCGCCCCCCAGGGCCCCUACGGACAAGGCCAGAGCCAAGUGUACGCCGCCUCCAGUCGCCUGGGCUCCUCAGGCGAGACGGAAGACCCCUACAGUAGGGUCUCGCCAGUACAGUUGGGGUCUUUCUCCCAGUACAACAGCGCCAAUGCAGGAGGUUACCUGCGACACCCGCCCUACACCGGGAACAUGGACAGACGUGCGUCAAGAAUCUGUACUGCUUAACGCGUUCCGAUGGACUUACACGGUGUGUUGCAGUUCCUUCAGCCGAGCGUCUUUGUGUCGCUGCACAGACUCCAGCGUGCCGACAAGCUCCGUGACCGUGUUG
Molecule: messenger RNA, 1335 nt
Organism: Syngnathus typhle (broad-nosed pipefish)
Lineage: Eukaryota; Metazoa; Chordata; Actinopteri; Syngnathiformes; Syngnathidae
Gene: foxe1
Product: forkhead box E1
Exons: 3
Coding region: 159-1232 (357 amino acids)
Biological process (GO): anatomical structure morphogenesis; cell differentiation; regulation of transcription by RNA polymerase II
Molecular function (GO): RNA polymerase II cis-regulatory region sequence-specific DNA binding; DNA-binding transcription factor activity, RNA polymerase II-specific
Source: RefSeq, a predicted model, not a curated record